GAAGCCAGCUAUGAGAGGCCAGGAGAGAUGGAUGCGGAGGGGAAGCCGAACUUUAACUGAGAGCAAGGUCAGGAGCGCGCUGCCCCACGCUCCCCGCCGCUGAGAAGUUCUUUGGACGCGAACAGACGUGUGCUGCAACUGGGCAGAGCGCGGAGCCGAGCAGCGAGCGAGCGAGCAAGCGAGCGCCGCCGACCCGCCCGCCCGCGCCCGCCGCCAAGACAGGCAGUUCGCGCCCCGGGGCCCCGGUUCGGCCCGUGCCGCCGCCGGCCCCGCCAUGGCGGAGGUCGGGGGCGUCUUUGCCUCCUUGGACUGGGACCUGCACGGCUUCUCCUCCUCUCUGGGGAACGUGCCCUUAGCUGACUCCCCGGGUUUCCUGAACGAGCGCCUGGGCCAGAUCGAGGGGAAGCUGCAGCGCGGCUCGCCCACAGACUUCGCCCACCUGAAGGGGAUCCUGCGGCGCCGCCAGCUCUACUGCCGCACCGGCUUCCACCUUGAGAUCUUCCCCAAUGGCACGGUGCACGGCNCCCGCCACGACCACAGCCGCUUCGGAAUUCUGGAAUUUAUCAGCUUGGCUGUGGGGCUGAUCAGCAUCAGGGGAGUGGACUCUGGCCUGUACCUAGGAAUGAAUGAGCGAGGAGAGCUCUAUGGAUCGAAGAAACUCACACGUGAAUGUGUUUUCCGGGAACAGUUUGAAGAAAACUGGUACAACACCUAUGCCUCCACCUUGUACAAACACUCGGACUCGGAGAGACAGUAUUAUGUGGCCCUGAAUAAAGACGGCUCACCCCGGGAGGGAUACAGGACUAAACGACACCAGAAAUUCACUCACUUUUUACCAAGGCCAGUAGAUCCUUCUAAGUUGCCCUCCAUGUCCAGAGAUCUCUUCCGCUAUAGGUAAUGGACCUGUGGUGCCACCUCUGUGACCCAUGUACUCUGUGACCAUGGUUGGCUCUGCAAACACUAUACUCAUAGCUUUUCAAUCCUUCCUUCCUAUCAAUUAGAUAACAGAGAAGCACUCACUGUUCAAUGUGACCCAGCUGUCCCCUUGUUCAAAGUGUAUAUCAAGGUUGGGUUAUUUUGGGGAGGGACGUGGGGGAGGGGUGGUUCUGAGGGAAACUUGUAUAUACUUUUUGUUUUACUCAUGUUCUUUCCCGAGAUGUGGCAUGACAAAGAACAAGGGCCCCCACUAAGGGCCAAGGCUGUCUUGCCUCACAAUCUACCCAGAUACCUUGAGAUGGGGUACAAAUGAAAGACCAAGGAAUCUGCCACAGAUGCUACCUAAAGAGCUUUGGGAAAGUGUUAUUUGGAAAAUCCUAGGGGCUCCAACCCUGCUGCAAGCCAUCCCUACCCUGGCUCUGCAGAUCUCUCAUUCGUCCUGACAUGCAGUUUUCCUGCCACCGGAAGUGGGAGAUAUGGGGUAGGUUGUAAGGAAAUGAUAUUAAAAUGUAAGCGUGGAUACUGUGCAUAAGGACAAACUAUUUAUAAAAUGUAUAUGCUAUUUAUUUUAUAUAUUUAUUUAUUUCAAAAUAAUUUUAUUUUUAAUGAGAGAUGCUAUGACUGGAUUUUCUUCAGAAAGAAUAAGGUCCUACUGAAACAGGAAAAAUGAGUUAUUAAAGGCUUUUAUUUGGCAAUAAAAUUGUCUUUAUAUUAUAA
Messenger RNA from Mus caroli (Ryukyu mouse), 1653 nucleotides. RefSeq names its product fibroblast growth factor 16 (gene Fgf16). NCBI's taxonomy places the organism in Eukaryota, Metazoa, Chordata, Mammalia, Rodentia, Muridae. The record is from RefSeq and is a predicted model, not a curated record. Gene Ontology annotation, molecular function: growth factor activity.